This is a messenger RNA of Sinocyclocheilus grahami, 767 nucleotides long. RefSeq names its product phosphatase and actin regulator 3-like. Lineage: Eukaryota; Metazoa; Chordata; Actinopteri; Cypriniformes; Cyprinidae. The coding region runs from base 1 to 255 and encodes 84 amino acids. The record is from RefSeq and is a predicted model, not a curated record. Gene Ontology annotation, molecular function: actin binding. Gene Ontology annotation, biological process: actin cytoskeleton organization. The transcript has 4 exons.
AUGAAAACAAAGAUCAUUGGACUGAAUCAGCGGCCCACCGUUGACGAGCUGCGGGACAGAAAGAUUCUGAUCCGUUUCAGUGACUAUGUGGAAGUGGCCAAAGCUCAGGAUUACGACAGGAGAGCAGACAAGCCCUGGACGAGACUAUCUGCUUCAGAUAAGGCAGCGAUACGCAAAGAGCUGAAUGAGUUCAAGAGCAGCGAAAUGGAGGUUCAUGCGUCAAGCAAACACCUAACAAGGUUCCAUCGACCAUAGCAAGGUUUCUUCCGUGAAGAAUAUGCUAACGGUAUCUCUGUGAAGUCAAAGACCUCAGGAGGCUGUCCAUGGCUGCUCCAUGGAGGGCCUGAUAUUUGGGCGCUAGCGAACCUUGGAGGCUAUGUCUCUGGAGCUUCAGCUUGAAGAAGCCAAAACCCUCCAAACUCCACUCAGUCCAGCUGCAAGUCUGGACCUUUAUUCUUUUUUCAGGGGACUCUGGUGGGACGGUGGAUGACUGUUUGAAAAAAAAAGACAUUUGACUUUGUUUUUUUGUAAUGGACUGUUUUAAACGGUCCCCUUUUGAUGCCAAUGGGGGGCGUGUGGGGGGGUGGGGGGUCAAGCAUGUGAAUUUUUCGAACAUUUUUCCCACUCCAGUUUUGGUGCUCUUGUGACACCCCAAGCGUUUCUGGGCUCCUACUAAAACUUGAGUUUCAUAUCAGCUGUAUAGAUGUUAGUACGAGGAACGGAAAUCAUGUCUUACCUUUGCAAGGACUAUUUAUUGUCUGUACAGU